Messenger RNA from Oryzias melastigma (Indian medaka), 2841 nucleotides. It is a transcript of the gene dcun1d4, whose product is annotated as DCN1, defective in cullin neddylation 1, domain containing 4 (S. cerevisiae). The record is from RefSeq and is a predicted model, not a curated record. The transcript has 11 exons. Lineage: Eukaryota; Metazoa; Chordata; Actinopteri; Beloniformes; Adrianichthyidae. Gene Ontology annotation, molecular function: cullin family protein binding; ubiquitin-like protein binding; ubiquitin conjugating enzyme binding. Gene Ontology annotation, cellular component: ubiquitin ligase complex. The coding region runs from base 314 to 1009 and encodes 231 amino acids. Gene Ontology annotation, biological process: protein neddylation; positive regulation of ubiquitin-protein transferase activity.
GCGGACUUCCCUCAGACAGUUGUAUGUUUCAUAAAAAUGCACUCUGAUGCGGCAAGUAAGUAGAAACGUUCCCGACAGGUUUUAGUGAAGCUGACCGCGACAGUCGUGGGGCCCCGUGCGCGUGUUAGUCAGGAAGAGGCGCGUGAACGUCCAGCGUCAUUUUCAGCUUAAUUCACAUCUGACGACUCUAGCCAGCAUCCACAAGAUUCACCACACUUUGCACAGGCUGAACCUGACUGAAGACAUUGGACAGGACAGCCACCCAUCAGAUUUUAUCCUUUUAAUUGACUACCCAGCUUGCUGCUCAAGAGCCAUGCCACCAAGGAAAAAGAGGAGACCGUCUGCAGGAGAUGACAUGUUAGCCAAAAAAAGUCGCCAGGACAGUGUUUUCAGAAGACAUGAAACAUCACAAAUCCGAGAGGAGGAGACAUUUUCCAGCAAAAGAUGCCUGGAGUGGUUCUACGAGUACGCUGGUUGUGACGAUGUUGUGGGUCCAGAGGGGAUGGAGAAAUUCUGUGAGGAUAUUGGCGUGGAGCCUGAGAACGUGGUGAUGCUGGUUCUUGCGUGGAAGCUGGAUGCCCAGAGUAUGGGAUAUUUCACCCUGCAGGAGUGGCUGAGAGGCAUGAGCUCGCUUCAGUGUGACUCCACGGAGAGGCUGAGGAACUCCCUCGACUACUUGAGAUCUGUCCUGAACGACAGCACUAGUUUUAAGCUCAUUUAUAGAUAUGCCUUCGACUUUGCUCGGGAAAAGGACCAGAGGAGUUUGGACUUGAACACUGCCAAGUGCAUGUUGGGGCUCCUGUUGGGGAAGACGUGGCCCCUGUUUCCUGUGUUCAAUCAGUUUUUAGAGCAAUCCAAGUACAAAGUCAUCAACAAAGACCAGUGGUGCAAUGUCUUAGAGUUCAGCAGGACAAUCAACCUGGACCUCAGUAACUACGACGAGGACGGUGCCUGGCCGGUGUUGUUGGACGAGUUUGUGGAAUGGUACAAGGAGAGGCAGAUGUCCUAGCUGCAGGAGGAUGACGGAAGAAAAGACAACUGUGACCACUUUUGAAUAUCAAUUUAUAAACAACACAAACACGGUUAAGCAGUGACAGUGUGUGCUUCUUGGUAGAGGAGGUCUUCAGGCUGUGGGUGGGCGACAAUUUGGGGAGGAGGAGUCCACCUGGUUUGUAUUUCAAGUGUGUGUUGCCCAAAGGGUCUGGGCGGAGGGCGGUCACUGGAGGUUUACUGCUUACUGAAGCUGUGUAGCGGCGCUGCUCCCUGUCACUGUGACAUGUUGCUGUCUGUAUUAGGAUGCAAGCAAAAUGGCAUUGUGUGGGAGAAGCUUUCCUCACUGCUUGUCUUCAGCACAGAGACACCAAGAGAAGUGACCAUCCAUGAAUCGAGCUCAAGUCUUAAACCGGGUUACUUUGAGUAUUAUUUCCUGUGCAAUGAACUAAAGUUUCUCUGAACAGAAAACACUAUUUUGUCUGGAGUUGGGUUGUACUUCAAGAAGCACACUGUGUCAAAGAGUUGAAGACAGGUUUCUGAUGCCUGUGCUGUUUACUAUCAACAUGUGCCAGUUAUUUCUUUGCCUCCAGUUUUGGUUGACAUUUUCAAACCCCGUGCAAAGGCUCCAGACCUCGUUACACCAAACAAAUCUGCAUUGCUGCUUACUCUUAUUACAGUACAGUGCUCUGUUCUGCAUUUCUUGGUCUGACGACCAAAGAAUGUGUCUACGUUGUGUAGGUAAGAGUAUUAUUGUGCCUCAAAACUUGGAAGUCACUUUGUGCGUCUCCUCACACACAAACACAUCUCAGUAAACUUAAAAGUCCAUACUAACGCAAGAAAAUGCACACACGUAGACACACACAAGUGGUCAGGGAUUAUUUCAAGAUGCAUUCAAAAUGUUUGGGCGCCAUGAUAAGUUAUCAUGGAACGAGAAGGGGUCCACUUUGUGCUCGUUUGUGGAAUCUGUUUUGUCUUCCUUAUUCCACUGAUAGUUUCAGGUUUCUUACCAGUAGCAUCUCCCAACACUGAUGAUGGAAGUGCAGUGGAGCGUCUCCUGGAGACACCGGCCCUCAGGCUCUGAGGUGUUUCUACGACUCAGAGGAAGCAAUGGAAACAGUGAAGAUUUGGAGCUGCGUGAGGAUGCUAUGCCGCUCUGUUUGCCUAGUGUAAAGUUCUCGUAACACAUGUAUAAAAUCUGUCUUUGGUUGUGACGUGAUGCUGAUCUGUCAGAAGACUUACUAUUUGCAUGCUUGCUCCAACAGAGCUCCUGGUGAAUGGAUGAGUUUUUUGAAAACAUUUUUCAAACAUGCUUUUGGGUUUGUACAGAAGAUUAGUGCAUGUGAUUUGUGUUUCAUUUGACCCAGUUUUUUUUCUUUUCAAUAAGAAAACAUUGUUAUGUCUGUUUAGACCUGAACACACCUGUAACCUCAAGGUGGAAUAGGUAUUCCUCCCUGCAUUCGUCUCACCAUUCACAUCUACACCCACAGUCAAGGAGAAAUCAUUUUAUUCAUUCUUUAGUGGAAAUACACGUUUUUUCCUGCCUUUCAAGCCAUUAUUGCAGUGAUUAAAACAAAAGAGAAAACGUUCAGAUGGUCAUUCAUGUGAGAUUUAAGCAAAUCCACUGUAGCCAAAAAAAAUCCCUUUCAUUGUGAUGCAACAACCAUUAACACAAACUUGUAAGUAUUUGAUUGUUUGAAUACAUUGCAGAACUUAUUUUUUAUUCACAUAAGAAAAUGCAGGAAGAACAGUCUUGUUCUAGUUGUACAUAUGUAUGUAAAUUAUUAAGUGUCUGUCUGUUUUCACUAUAACCCAUGUCUAUAUACAAAAAUAAAAGGGUUUAUUAAGUUA